Molecule: messenger RNA, 5937 nt
Organism: Chinchilla lanigera (long-tailed chinchilla)
Lineage: Eukaryota; Metazoa; Chordata; Mammalia; Rodentia; Chinchillidae
Gene: Dpy19l3
Product: dpy-19-like 3 (C. elegans)
Exons: 19
Coding region: 117-2270 (717 amino acids)
Cellular component (GO): nuclear inner membrane
Molecular function (GO): mannosyltransferase activity
Source: RefSeq, a predicted model, not a curated record
CCCGCGGCCUCAACGCCGCCUCGCCCGGCUGGCCUUUCCCCGCCCGGAGCCGAGCGUGAGGACUGCUGAGGCCGCAGGAGUGAUUUGAAGAAAAAUGUAUGUGAAUCUUUGACAUCAUGAUGUACAUACGGCAAAGAAAAGAGAUAAAAACCACCGAGGUUUCUGAGGACUUUCCAGCACAAGAAGAAAAUGGGAAGCUGGAAAAUAAAUUACCAUCUGGUUGUACCAACAGAAGAUUUUGGAAGAUCCUGUCAUUUACAGUUGGUGGAACUACUGCCCUUGGUAUUGGACUUCUUACAUCAGUCUACCUUGCCACCUUACAUGAAAAUGACUUAUGGUUUUCCAACAUUAAGGAAGUGGAGCGAGAAAUCUCAUUCAGAACAGAAUGUGGAUUGUAUUACUCCUACUACAAGCAGAUGCUGCAGGCUCCAACCCUCAUGCAAGGUUUUCGUGGCUUAAUACAUGAUAAUAAAACAGAAUCUAUGAAGACAAUUAAUCUCCUUCAGCGAAUGAAUAUUUACCAAGAGGUUUUCCUCAGUAUUUUAUAUAGAGUUCUACCCAUACAGAAAUAUUUAGAACCAGUUUAUUUUUACAUUUACACCUUAUUCGGGCUCCAAGCCGUCUAUGUCACAGCUCUUUAUAUAACCAGCUGGCUCCUUAGUGGUACCUGGCUAUCAGGACUAUUAGCAGCUUUCUGGUAUAUCACAAAUAGAAUAGAUACCACAAGAGCUGAAUUUACCAUCCCACUGAGGGAGAACUGGGCACUGCCAUUCUUUGCAAUCCAGAUAGCAGCAAUUACAUAUUUCCUGAGACCAAACUUACAGUCUCUUUCUGAAAGGCUGACACUUCUUGCCAUUUUCAUAUCAACUUUUCUCUUUAGUCUGACAUGGCAAUUUAAUCAAUUUAUGAUGCUGAUGCAAGCAUUAGUGCUGUUCAUACUGGACUCUCUGGACAUGCUGCCAGCUAUGAAGGCAACAUGGCUGUACAGUAUACAGAUAACAGGCUUGCUCCUGGUCUGCAUUCUUCAGUUUUUCAAUUCUAUGAUUCUUGGAUCAUUGCUUAUCAGCUUCAACCUUUCAGUAUUAAUUGCAAGAAAACUUCAGAAAAACCUGAAAACUGGAAACUUCCUUAACAGGAUCAGGAAACUUUUGUUACAUUUAUUUGUAGUUUUCUGUUUGACACUUCUUCUCAACAAUAUUAUUAAGAAUAUUCUUAACCUGAAGUCAGACGAACAUAUAUUUAAAUUUCUAAAGGCAAAAUUUGGAUUUGGAGCAACAAGGGAUUUUGAUGCAAAUCUGUAUCUGUGUGAAGAAGCUUUUGGCCUCCUGCCUUUUAAUACCUUUGCAAGGCUUUCAGAUACUCUGCUCUUUUAUGCUUACAUAUUUGUUCUAUCCAUCACAGUGAUUGCAGCUUUGGUUGUUGCCUUUCAUAAUCUCAGUGACUCUGCAACUCAACACUGCGUGGAUAAAAUGGGAAAAUGCACAGUUGAUCUGAAUCCAGAAACUGCUUACAACUUAAUACACACCAUUCUGUUCGGGCUCUUAGCACUGAGUACAAUGAGGAUGAAGUACCUCUGGACCUCACACAUGUGUGUGUUUGCAUCGUUUGGUCUGUGCAGCCGUGAAAUAUGGGAAUUACUUCUGAAGUUGGUCCAUCUUUAUAACCCGAAGAGGAUAUGUAUAAUGCGAUAUUCAGUACCAAUAUUAAUACUGCUGUAUCUGUGCUAUAAGUUCUGGCCAGGAAUGAUGGAUGAACUCUCCGAGUUGAGAGAAUUCUAUGACCCAGAUACAGUGGAGCUGAUGAACUGGAUUAACUCCAACACCCCAAGAAAGGCAGUGUUUGCUGGAAGCAUGCAGUUGCUGGCUGGAGUCAAGCUGUGCACAGGAAGAACCUUAACCAACCACCCUCACUACGAAGACAACAGCCUGAGGGAGCGAACCAAAGCGGUUUAUCAGAUAUAUGCAAAGAGGUCCCCAGAGGAAGUGCACGCCCUCCUGAAGUCCUUUGGCACUGACUACGUGAUCCUGGAAGACAGUAUCUGCUACGAGCGCAGGCACCACCGGGGCUGCCGGCUGCGGGACCUGUUGGACAUCGCCAAUGGACACAUGAUGGAUGGCCCAGGAGAGAAUGAUCCUGAUUUGAAGCCUGCAGACCACCCUCGCUUCUGUGAAGAGAUCAAAAGAAACCUGCCUCCCUACAUGGCACACUUUACCAGGGUGUUUCAAAACAAGACCUUUCAUGUCUACAAGCUGUCCAGGAACAAGCAGUAGACAUUCCGGCCCUUCUCCAUUCUGGAUACAGUGAGACUGUAUCGUAAGGGGAGUUGGUAGCUGAUGUUCCCAGGGUGAAUGGGUCACCAGUACCCAAAAGCUGUGACAUGCAGACAUCCUGCAGCUGUUUACACAAGUGUCAUCAUCUUCCAAAAGCUGAAGUCUUUUUUUGUCUUGUCUUUAUGUUUCAUAUCUUCUAAUGUUCAUUAACUAAAUGUUCACAACUUCCUAAGACUCACCUAGCAUUUGGCUCUUGGGUAGAAUGGUGUGUGUUCCAGGAUGCCUGGACAGCUGCAUACCAUGCUGACAAAGAGAGCCCAAUCAGGAUCAGAAAUACUUUCCAUUUUCAGUUAACUUAUAAGAGCUCUGAGUGGAAAGGAGAGGAUGUAUAGUUAAAUUAUUUAAUGUUAUUUCACUGGUGAAGACCAGUUGGUGGUUUUGUUUUUUUUUCUCAGUCGGUGGUUUUUUAAAAGUUCUUUGUUGUCCUUUUUCAUCUUACAAUUUUAUAAUGUUUUCAAAUUUUCCUGGUUUUAACAUGAACAACAAAAAAUCAUGUUAGGUCUUUGUAUGUAUUUUAAACAUCAUGUUGUACUCUGUCUGAGACAUUAUAUAUCUAGUAGUCUGUGUCAUACAUUAAAACAGUGUUUUAAUGCUGGGCACAGAAAAAGUGUUACCAGUUCUGUGUCGCUGAGUUCUCAGAAGUCUAUUUAGGCAAGUAGAAUUCAUUACUUUUUAGUCUUAUUAUUUAAAAAAAAAAAAAAACUACUGAUACUCUAAUCUCUCCUGCAAGUAAAAUAGUUUGCUUCAUUUCCUACUCAUUUCAAUUUACUGGGUUUGCAAAAUUUUGUAAACUUUUUGUGUUUUUAGCCUUUGUAUUUUUUACAGCCUAGAACCUUGCAAAUUCUCAAUAUUUUUUAAACAUGGUAUCUUGACUAGUUCGCUAGUGCAGUAUUUUUGGCAGACGGCAUUUUCAUACCAAGUUGACUUGUGGUCUCCAAUCUUACACCGUGGGCCCUGGUAAUGUCAUUCUUUUCCACACUAAAAGGUAACCAAGUGCCUCUAAGUCAUGUUUAUUUGUAACAACAGAGAAGAUUAUACAUACCUGCUCAAAAUUUUUGAUAAUUGCUUUUAUAAUUCAUUUCUAAUAAUUAGGGACAUGUAAAAGUUGCUGAUAAAAGCAUAUUGUCCAUUUAAUUAAAUCAAGCUGGCUAAUGAAAUUAACUUUCCCCUCUGUUCUUGCCGGUUGGAAAUGAUUUAAAUGUUUCUCCUUGCAGUUGUAUUGAAGUAAAUUGCCAGCAGCAUCAAGAUGGAUAAUGUCACAUGUUCACAGGGUUUAGUAUUCAGCUACUAGUUAUUAAGCAGCGUUCAGAAACAUUUUUGCAGUGUCUUGUUGGACAUAGGAUACUUGGCUUUUACCAAAACUUAUUUAAAUAAAAAAUUGGCAAUAGCUGGGUUAUUAAAUUAUGCAACUGAAACUCCUGAAUUAUAUCUUUCCUGUAUUCCUUAAUAAGGUUGGAGACCACUGCAGUUUAGGAUAAUACAAUAAUAAAACAUUUUAAUCAGUACUAAAACUUUAAUUAAGCCAGUAAUGAUGCAUGCCUGUUGUAGCUGACAGCAUGGGUCAGUACAUCCUUUGGCGGUGCCUUACUUUAAUUGAAACCAAGCACAUGUAAGGUACAAUAUGUUGACACUAUGUGGUCUUGUUUUUUACAAACUCUGUUACUUUUUCAGGCCUGUUUACGUUUAUUUUAAAUAUUCCUGUGUGUAUUAGUCUUAAGUAUUUGGAGUCUCACUGUACAAGGAGUAUGUACUUAAAUUUGUAUGCCCACCCUCGCCACGUUGCUGGCACACCCUAAUUCUUUUCAUAGUGACACUGUUGCCAAAACAUGUAGUGUUCAGUCUUUAGUGAAAAAUAUAAAGUGCCAAAAAAAAAUUGCAAGACGGAAUCCAUAUAGACACUUUCCAACACACUGUGACCAUGCACAGUAGAAGUUUUUAUUUCCUGAUGAUGCGGUUUCCCUUCUGUUAGCUAUUUUUAGCACCUGUCAGGCUUCUUGUCCAUGACCUUGUUGUUGCAGCGCACGGGAGGAAACGGGGAGAGCAUCUGGCCUGGCUGUGGCUGCCAGCCUCUCUGCAAGGCAAAGCAAGAGCCCUGUGGCCCGAACUCCCCAACCCACAAGCCUUGGGGGCUGCUCCGUGUUUGGUGAUAACCUCAAAUUAGAGCUCACUUUUUCUGGACAGAAACACCCUCUGAUUUUGCUCCUGGCUUGGCGGUCAAAAGAACCCCGUAAGUACAGUAGGAGUGCUUAUAAUUGGUUCCACUUGUGACUCCCCAGAGUACUGAAGUCCCCCCCUUCCCGUGGGCUGCCUGCCGAGCCCCACACAGCAGGCGGAGGGCAUAGCCAGGCUGCUUGUGCCCUCCCAGGGCUCUUGCUCCCCAUUUGCACUGGAUGCUGCUCCCAGAGUUCCCCCCUCGCCCCCCGCAAGUCCUUACUGUGAGUGCGCAGCUCAGGCAGCUGUGUGCAAACCUAGGAGAUGUAGGUAUAAAGUACAAGAGUUGUUUCUACAAAAAUGAACUUGAAUGCCUUGGUAAGAUUACAUAAAUGCUGAAUGGCUAAUAAAAUUGCUUUUCAAUUCAUCACGAUUUAAAAAUUUUUUAAAAUAUUGGGGAAAACAUAAAAACCAAGGAAAUUCGUCCAGGUAUUCAUUCCACCUUCAAAAUGCCUAAACCAACAGAAACGUAUUAAAGUGUACCCGAAUCACGUUGUUGGUGUGAUUUAUGCAGGAAGUAGAACUGCAAUCGCUGGAUUGUUAUGCAGAGGAAAGGCCUUGGCUUCACAGCAAAAUAUUAGAAAAUGAAGGGCUAGAGGUAUAGCUCAGUGGUAGAACACUCGCCUAACGUGUGAGGCCCUGGGUCCCAUGUGCAGCAUCAGGGAAGAAGAUAAUACAUAUAUUAUGCUCUCCUGUUUUAACCUACUUAAUUAAAUGACCAACUACCUAUAAUAAACACAAUUGACUAGUAGAAAUUCUACUCAGAAAGAUCCCCAUCACUUUUACUAUAGGCUUUUACAGAAUAGUAAUUCAUUUCAGAUGUAUUAGGAGGUUAGUUAGUAAAGGAUGAUCUAGGCCAGCUGCUGUCUCUUUAAAGAUGAUUUUCCUGACCUGUGUGAGUCCAGUUCUGUCUAAGAAAUUCGUGUGUGUGUGUAUGUGUGUGUGUGUGUGUGUGUGUGUGUGUGUGUGUUAGGUAGGUGCUGCUAGGGACAAGGACCAUGUAUAUCAUCUGGUCUGCAUCUUUAUUUCACAAUUAACUAAAAAUAAAAAUGAGUAUACCAACUCCACAUGACUAUGAUGUCAAAACUUUGGUUUAUCCUUGAUCAAAAUUUAGUGGAAGUAACACUGAAAUAUUUAAUUUAAAAAAAUUGAACCCAGACCUUGGCAUUAAUAGGAAGAUAUCAGACUUUUCUCAGAUCAUGUAUCUUGGUUAACGUGCUCCCAAAUAUUUUAUACAUGACAGCCUUUUAGCCUAGGAGAGAGUGAUUGUUUGCUCAUGGGUAAAAAGCUUUUAAGAUGAAGAGAGUGGCUCACUUUCUUGUGGCAGUUAAGGUUCUGUUUUUAAAAUCUUGUGGGUAAAAUCUUACAAAGAGCUUUUAUAAUUUGUUGUACUGAA